UGUAAUUUUAAUUAGAGCUCCAGAGAAUCUUAUCAUCAAGCCUUGUGCUACAAAGUCGUCGUGGAACCCCGCCUGCAACAGGCUCGCUCUGCUUGACAAAAGUUUGUUGGGCAAAUUGUAUAUGAAUUCCGUACAGACGAAAUUGAGACAUCAGUUGUGAGUGAAGACGAGGAUCAUAUGUGACCCAUACAGUGUCGACGUUGACCGCUUGGUGGCUCGUGUUUAUAAUAUAGACUGUUUGUCACAUCUUUCGCCGCAUGUUAUCCAGAGCAUUUGCUUGCUUUCCAUUGCGAAUCCUCUGCUUGAGUGUGCGAUCGAAUCUCGUGAUCAUCAACUUGGCACUGUCAAUGCUGAGAACUUCUUCACGAACACCAACUGAUCCCGUCUGAGGCCUUCAGUUCGAUGCCCAACUGUCCACAACUUUAUUACAAGCAACAGUCAGUCGGAGAAACUCGGCAAUGGCAGGGUCAAGCUUGAAAGUUUCGGAGCAUGUAACAACACCUGGUUCCGAGACGGGUUGUGUUUUGGGUGUCAAGGGAUGGGUGCUGCAUCAGCGCCGACUGAACUCAAUCAUGCUUGUGGUGGUGGUGGCGGUUCUCUUCUCGUCACCUCUUCCCACCGAGGCUGUCAAUCGAACGAUUUUCUCACCUGUCCAGUUGGAUGCUCUGCAAGCCCUUUUGGCGGCAUGGAGCAAAACCACUCCCGACCAGCGAAACAAUUUGGGUGGCUGGAAUUCUUCCCAAAUCUUCCCUUGCUGGCAGAUUUAUAAGAACCCUGACAAUAUUCCUAAUUGGCGAGGAGUGCAGUGUCUUGAGAAUAUCAAUUGUAAUGACACAAAUGAUUGCAGUGGUUAUAUCGUUGGCCUGACCCUCAACAAUGCAUCCAUCUCAGGCUAUUUGCCGCCGGAGAUCGGAAACAUCACCACUCUGACUACGCUAGAAUUGACUGGAAAUCAAAACUUAACUGGACCUCUGCCCCCAGAAAUCCAAGAUCCAUAUCUGUAUAUUCUAGAUCUCCACGACAAUGGGUUUAACGGAACUCUUCCAGAUGUACCAUACCUCUACACGCUUUUAAAUUUAGAUCUGAGUGGCAAUCAAUUUGUUGGGGGAUUUUUUCCUCAAAUCCGCAGCUUGGUUUAUCUUCAGACACUCAAGCUCGCCAGGAACCACUUCAACGGCAGCAUAUCUGGAGAUGCCUUCGUAAACAUGACGCAGUUGGAAUUACUGGACUUAUCUGUGAACAACCUCACUGGACCUCUGCCAGAUCUCACUACAUGCCAGCGCCUACAGUCUUUGAUAUUGUCGAACAAUAGCUUCAAUGGGCCACUGCCUAACCUGACAAGGUUCACUUCUUUAAGAACUCUGAAAUUGGACUAUAACAAUUUUACUGGAGAAUUUCCAUUCGCCUCACUUAAAAACGCAGGCAUCGUGAGCAGCAGUCUUUCUGUGCUUCACGUAUCCGGCAAUCACGUGAUAGGAACUGUUACAGGCUGGAACGGCUCAGAUCUGGCUUCUCUUGAGGAACUGUAUCUAGAUAACACUGGCAUCAGUGGAACUCUUGACGUCAAUCAACUUAUUGGGAGCCACUUCUUUCGGAGGAAGUCUGCUAUUGGAUCAUACGGGCUAAGCACUCUGUCAAUGAUGAACAACAAAAUUACCCAUGUAAUUUACACGGGAAGCAUUGAAGACAUUGCAACUACUUUAAGACUGCAAGGCAAUCCAUACUGUAAACGAAAAGCUGAUGAUGCUACAAGAUGUUUUUGUCAACAGUUCUGCAGUGAUGAAGGUUCCUUGAGUAACAAGAGGGUUAUCAUAAUAGCAGCUGCCACAAGUACAGUAUUAGUACUGGUCAUAAUAGCAGUUAUUGCUGCUGCGCUACUCUACAGAGCCCGAAGAUACAAACGGUAUCUCCUCCUUCAAGUUAGCAAAAAAUUCGAAGAGUUUGAUGUCAAGCCCACAAUAUAUGCAUACAAUGAGCUCAGAGCUGCCACCCGGGAUUUUCAUCCAGAUAUGAAGUUGGGUGAAGGAGGCUAUGGAACCGUAUACAAGGGCAUUCUGCCAAAUCAGACUACGGUGGCUGUGAAGCAGCUGUUUAUGAAGAACACACAGUGCAUAGACGACUUUCUAAACGAAGUUGUCUGUAUCACUGGAAUGAAGCACAGAAACCUUGUGAAUCUGAGAGGCUGCUGCCUUCGUGAACACCAGAGAUUGCUGGUAUACGAGUAUGUGGAUAACUACGAUGUCGACCAAGUUCUUCUCCGUGGUGAACAUAAUACUCUCCUGAGUUGGACUGUUCGGCAUAACAUUUGUCUGGGUGUAGCGCGUGGCUUGCACUACUUACAUUCACUGGCGCGACCCAAAAUCAUCCAUAGAGAUAUCAAAGCCAGCAACAUCUUGCUAGACAAGAACUUCGAGCCGAAAAUUGCAGAUUUUGGGUUAGCCUUGCUGUUUCCGGAAGAGAAGAGCCACAUCAUGACAGUACAUGUGGCUGGCACCAAGGGGUAUUUGGCACCGGAAUAUGCGUCGCUUGGCCAACUGAGUGAGAAAGUGGACGUCUACAGCUUUGGAGUUCUGUGUUUGGAGGUUUUGAGUGGCCGAAGGAACAUUGAUGAGACAAUGCCACUAGACGAAGUCUAUCUCUCCAAAUGGGCUUGGAAACUGCAUUCGGAGGGCAAGCUGAUGGAGCUGGUAGACCCAGCACUAAUCCUUUCAGAGGGUGAGAAGGUAGAAUUGCAGCGGCUGAUCAACAUAGCUCUCCUGUGCUCUCAAAGCGCUGCAGAGGACAGGCCCACCAUGGCCAGGGUAGUGACCAUGUUGCAGCACGACACAGAGUCGGAGGUGAUGGUGCUGACCUCGAGAAAGAAAGAGCGGCAGCUUGACUCGUUGCGGUUGCUUGGAUUGGGCAAGGAGGAGCUGACCGCGGUUUCAGAAACAGAAGAAUCAGAGGCAUCGGUGUUGAAUCCUCGUGGUCCUAGACGAGGAUCGGUUCGUCGUGAUGGGGAUCAUCUGAUCACCGUCGAGGGGAUGAUUCAGCUCAGUGACAUGAGACCCAGAUGAUAACUGUAUCAGAGAUAGUUUUCCAGCUUUCUGUAAGACUUUUUCCUUUUUAGAGUGGAUGCAUUAAAUUCAUUUGUGUUGAGAAUAUUUAAGAGAGAGACAAGAGUAACUAGAAGUAAUGUGGACACAGAAGGGGAGAAGAUAAGCAAUUCCUCCCCACUACAUUCCAAACACUAUAGCUGCAAUAUUUACUAAAAAUACUUGGACUAUAAUAAAUAGCAUGGAGAGUGUCAAUAUUUACUAUAAAUAUGUCGACUAUAAUAAAUAGCAUGGAAAGUAUCGGCUAUAUUUAAUGCCUUCCACAA
This is a messenger RNA of Physcomitrium patens, 3361 nucleotides long. RefSeq lists its product as uncharacterized. NCBI's taxonomy places the organism in Eukaryota, Viridiplantae, Streptophyta, Bryopsida, Funariales, Funariaceae. The record is from RefSeq and is a predicted model, not a curated record. Gene Ontology annotation, molecular function: protein kinase activity; ATP binding; protein binding. Gene Ontology annotation, biological process: protein phosphorylation.